CGUGGUCUCCGGGUCUCCCGACAGCUCUACUACAAAGAUGGUCAACGUACCCAAAACCAGAAGGACUUUCUGUAAGAAAUGUGGCAAGCAUCAGCCUCACAAAGUGACCCAGUACAAGAAGGGCAAAGAUUCUCUGUAUGCCCAAGGGAAGAGGCGCUAUGAUCGGAAGCAAAGCGGCUAUGGUGGGCAGACCAAGCCAAUAUUCCGAAAGAAGGCUAAAACCACCAAGGAGAUUGUGCUGAGCCUUGAAUGUGUUGAGCCUAACUGCAGAUCCAAGAGGAUGCUGACCAUCAAGAGAUGCAAACAUUUUGAACUGGGAGGAGAUAAGAAGAGAAAGGGCCAAGUGAUCCAGUUCUAAACUUUGG
Messenger RNA from Dipodomys ordii (Ord's kangaroo rat), 365 nucleotides. RefSeq names its product 60S ribosomal protein L36a-like. Gene Ontology annotation, biological process: translation. NCBI's taxonomy places the organism in Eukaryota, Metazoa, Chordata, Mammalia, Rodentia, Heteromyidae. The coding region runs from base 38 to 358 and encodes 106 amino acids. Gene Ontology annotation, molecular function: structural constituent of ribosome. The record is from RefSeq and is a predicted model, not a curated record. The transcript has a single exon. Gene Ontology annotation, cellular component: ribosome; cytosolic large ribosomal subunit.